AUGUCGUCACAACCUAUCGGCCAGAGGUCUGCGCGCGACCAGCCUCCAUUGCCUCCCCGUCCCCAGGACCAGUACACUCCGAAGCCAUACAACCCGCAGAAUUACCCUCAGCAACAGACCUAUCCGCAGCAGUUCCCGACACAGGAUCCCCAGAACCCCCAGAACCUAGGCCAACCUCAGUUUGCACCGCCGCCGACCCGGCCUCUGUCUCAAGGCAAACCGCACGGCUCGACAUUGCCGCCGGCUGCUGAUUCGUCUGCAACCUCGUCUGGUAAGCCCAGCAUGCGCGAGCGCCUCUAUCAGCUCAGCAUCAAGGUUGGCGCUCCCGUCAACCGCCUAACCAACCGCCUGGGCUCCGAGGCCUUUUGGCCCUCCUCCCUUGACCUCGAGAGCGACAAGGCCGCUCGCAUUCUCACCUCGUUUUGCAAGGACGGCUUUUACACGGACGCACCGGCACAGGCUGCACCGGCACAGGACACGGCAGCCCCUGGUCCCAAGAGCGGUUCUCGCAAAUCGCUGGUCAAGAUUCCGCCCGAGGCCAUCCGUGACGCCGCUGGCUUGGCCAUCUUCACCACGUUCCGCACGGGUGUCCACAUCUCCGGCGCCGGCGGCUCGGGUAUCGUUGUGGCCCGUCUGCCCGACGGUGGCUGGUCCCCGCCCUCGGGCUUCCUCGUGCACACCCUGGGUGCCGGUCUGCUCGUCGGCCUUGACAUUUACGACUGCGUCUGUGUCCUGCGCACGCCUGCCGCUGUGGCGGCCUUUACAAAGGCGCGUGUCUCGCUCGGUGCCGAGGUCGGCCUCGUGGCCGGCCCAGUGGGCGCUGGUGGCUCUGUCGAGGCUGCCCUGAUCGCCAACUCUGCGAGCACGGCACCCAUCUGGAGCUACAUGAAGAGCCGCGGCUUCUACGCGGGCGUGCAGGCCGACGGAACCGUGAUUGUUGUGCGACCGGACGCCAACGGCGAGUUCUACGGCCGUCGCGGCAUUGCGGCCGAUCAGAUCCUGCGCGGCCAGGUGCCCGCGCCCGGUACCGGCGCCAACUACAACCCGGCGAUCCCCGCCUGGCCUGUGGCCACGCGUAAGCUCAUGGAGGCGCUCAAGGUCGCGGAAGGUCGCACCGAUGUGGACAAUGCUGUCUUGCGCGAGGUGAGCGCGGGUCCGACCCCGGGCGACCUGGGCCUGGCCGAUGGUGAGCACGAGGUUGAGGUGCCCUAUGGCAAGGAGAAAGUUCAGUCGGCUUAG
Sporothrix brasiliensis 5110 is the source of this 1239-nucleotide messenger RNA. RefSeq lists its product as uncharacterized. Lineage: Eukaryota; Fungi; Ascomycota; Sordariomycetes; Ophiostomatales; Ophiostomataceae. The record is from RefSeq and is a predicted model, not a curated record. The coding region runs from base 1 to 1239 and encodes 412 amino acids. The transcript has a single exon. Gene Ontology annotation, molecular function: phosphatidylinositol binding.